This is a messenger RNA of Oryzias latipes (Japanese medaka), 2806 nucleotides long. RefSeq names its product acidic amino acid decarboxylase GADL1. The record is from RefSeq and is a predicted model, not a curated record. Gene Ontology annotation, biological process: carboxylic acid metabolic process. Gene Ontology annotation, cellular component: cytoplasm. Gene Ontology annotation, molecular function: carboxy-lyase activity; pyridoxal phosphate binding. Lineage: Eukaryota; Metazoa; Chordata; Actinopteri; Beloniformes; Adrianichthyidae.
UAUCCUUUUCUUUCCCUUUCCUGUGUUGUACAGUUCAGUUACCUUUUCCCGUAGAUCUUUUGACAGCUCUUUAGCUUUCCCAAAGACUCAGGAUCCAGUGCAGCACUGGAUAAAGGAUCUGUUGGGAGUCCAGAAACUUCAAGACCUUUUGUCCACACACAUUGAUGACAGACAAACAAGUCACAGGCCAGGGCCCUGAGGCUGGCUUCAGGCAUCUUAGCAAAUGCUGUCCAGCUGUUAGAGAUGGUCCUGCCCUGAAGGAACCACCUGUAGAGAUGAGUGCAGCGGAGCGCUUCAUCCAUGAAGCCAUGGAAGUGAUCAUUGAUGAAGCAGUGAAAAAGGCCACUGAUGUCCAAGAAAAGGUUUGUGAGUGGCAGUCCCCUGAAAAGCUGAGAGAGCUGCUGGACCUGGAGCUGAAAGAUGGAGGGGAGUCUGACUCCAAAAUUCUGCAGCACUGCAAAAAUGCCAUCAGAUACAGCGUCAAGACCAGUCAUCCUCGUUUUUUUAACCAGCUGUUCGCAGGGUUGGAGCCUUACUCUAUGGUGGCGAGCUUCAUCACCGAAGCCGUCAAAACCAGUCUGUACACAUAUGAGGUGGCACCAGUCUUUACUUUGAUGGAGGAUGCUGUGCUGAAAAAGAUGAUGGAGUUGAUCGGCUGGGAUGAGGGAGGAGAUGGAAUCUUUAAUCCAGGUGGUUCAAUGUCCAACAUGUAUGCUGUGAAUCUGGCCAGGUACCGGUUCUGCCCAGACAUUAAGGAGGUUGGGCUUUAUAAUGCUCCACGACUGGUCAUGUUUACAUCACAGGAAGGACAUUACUCCAUUUCUAAAGCUGCAGCUUUGCUGGGACUUGGCACUAAAAAUGUUUAUGCGGUUCCAUCCGAUGACAGAGGAAAGAUGAUUCCUUCAGCCCUGGAAGAGAAAAUAGAGUUGGCACGCAGUGAAGGCGCCGUCCCCUUCUUUGUGAACGCCACCGCAGGAACCACGGUGUUUGGAGCCUUCGAUCCUGUGGACGAGAUCGCAGACAUCUGUGAGAGGCACAGUCUGUGGCUGCAUGUGGAUGCAUGUUGGGGGGGAGCAGCUCUGGUUUCCAACCAACAUAAACACCUGCUAAAAGGCAUUCACAGAGCGGAUUCUGUGGCUUGGAACCCACACAAAAUGUUGAUGGCUUGUCUGCAGUGUUCAGCAUUCCUGAUUAAAGAUAAAACGAGUCUCCUCCAACGCUGCCACUCUGCAAAGGCCUCCUACCUCUUUCAGCAGGACAAAUUCUACGACGUGAGCUAUGACACAGGGGACAAGUCGGUCCAGUGCAGCAGGAAGCCCGAUGCUUUUAAGUUCUGGCUCAUGUGGAAGGCUUUGGGAUCCUCAGAGCUUGAGCGGAGGGUUGACAGAGCUCUGGCUAUGGCAAGAUAUCUUGCUCAAACAUUCAAGAAAAGAGAGGGAUUUCAUUUGUUAAUGGAACCUGAAUAUUCAAAUGUUUGCUUCUGGUACGUUCCACCGGCUCUGAGAGGUCUUCCUGAUGGCCCUGAACUCUGGAGAAAGCUGCACACUGUGGCUCCUGUGAUUAAAGAGCGCAUGAUGAAGACAGGCAGCAUGAUGAUAGGUUACCAGACCCAUGGGGACAAGCCUAACUUCUUCAGGAUGGUGGUCAUCAAUCCCCAAGUCAGCAAACAGGACCUGGACUUCGUCCUGGAUGAGAUCCAUAGCCUGGGAAAGGACUUAAGAUGAAUCAUGUAAACCUUUUAAAGACCUGCAGACAGCAGCAGCAGAUCACAGUGAAUUUCUGUCCCCUCCAGUACAUCCAGACAGUUCAUAAUGGUGUCGGGUGUUUGCUAAAUAUGGUUAUUGUGUGUGACAGCGCAUGACUUUUAGAAUCUUUUUGUUGAAAUAUAUAUAAUCAAGACAUCACCAUCUUUCAGUUAUGUUUACAAUAUAUUCUAAAUUUUAAUCUUCCGUGCGUUCAGGAACAUUUGCUGUCUACAUCUUUUCUUGAAGAAAGACACCAUGAUGUUUCCAUGGUGAUCAUAAAUGUGUCUCCAUACCACAGGAUUUCUGUUCUUCAGUUCAGACAUGAAGAAGGUACUUAAAUGAGCAGCCAGAUGUUAUUAGAAACCUGAAUGCUGAGGAACAGGAAUUCUGUGAUAACAUGACCUGUAUGAAUGACAACCUUCAGUCUGUGGGCCAUGUGAAGUGCCACAUGGUUCCAACCUUGGACCUCUGUUGUUCAACAUGUUUCCACUGAUCAGAUCAUUCACUUAAAUCAUGUUACAUACUGAAUGUAUCCCAAUGACUUUGAGCUUUAUGUAGCUUUGUCACAAAACCAUCAUCAGACUCUCUGCUGAUGCAGAUAAACUCCUGGAUGUAGUCAAACUUGCUCCAGCUGAAAAACUAAAAGACUGAAUGAAAGAAGGAAUAAAACUGAACAGCUGAUUUCCAGAGGUUUGAAGACCAAUAUUCAGAAAUUUUGUAGUCAUGAUAGACUCAGAUCUGAGCUUCAGCCACACAUGGAGACCACUGAGAAAAUCGAUUUUUACCAUCUACAGUACAGACAAUUCAAAUGAAUGGGAGGGUGUGUCCAUACUUUUGGUAUGUACUGUAGGUCAAACAGAGAUUGAAGCUAAAGUAUUCUUCUCCUGCUGGCUGGACUACUGUGACAGUAUUCCAUCUGGAGCUCCAUCAGUUUUUUGUUCUGUUUUAUUUAGUUAUGCUUUUGUCGUGUAAUUGUGCUGCAUCCUGUAUUAUUGUACUUGCGGUACAAGUAAAACUAUGCUGCCUUUACUAUAGAAGCUUUAAUAAAACAUAUGUCCUGA